This is a messenger RNA of Chlamydomonas reinhardtii, 6249 nucleotides long. RefSeq lists its product as uncharacterized. The record is from RefSeq and is a predicted model, not a curated record. Bases 452 to 5215 code for a protein of 1587 amino acids. The transcript is spliced from 6 exons. Lineage: Eukaryota; Viridiplantae; Chlorophyta; Chlorophyceae; Chlamydomonadales; Chlamydomonadaceae.
GCUGUUCGACUUGCUUCCCUUUGUUUUAGGCUUCUUAAGGCCUACGAACCACUGUGAAGCAGUUUGCAUUUGUGGGCGUGCUCGUUUUUCGUCAGUCCACUUUGCAGCUGUAGCGCGACACUCCCUCUCCAGCGCCCUUCAGCCUAUGCCGGCUUGUGCUUUGGAGCGCGACACCGCUAUGGAAUAGGAUUCUGGCGGUUCAGGAGCGUCGCCGUGGAGUUGGCGACAUUUCGCUUGUCGGCAUUUUAACAUCUCGGCGAGCACCACACUUCACCAGCUUGGAGCAGGCGGCGUAUCAACCUUUGUGGUUGGUCAUUUGCAUCCGCGCGUGCUGCAGGGUGCUUUGGGUGUGGCGGUCGGGGGAGCCCUGCAGCUCUGUUUUUUUGGGGUGUGGCUCGUCUUCGUGCCCUUGUUGCCUGGUGCCUGGUUGCCUGGCGCCCGCCCUGCUGUGAUGCCCUACUUGGCAGCGGACCGCACCCCUGCAGGUGGGGGCAACGCUGCCAGCCCGUUCUUCAGCCCGGGGCUGCAGCUCCACCUUGCCCUGUCCACGCAUAGCCUGGCGCACGGAGUGCAGGACCUGACGACUCAGCCCCAGGGCCCCAGCCUGCCUACCUACCCAGUCCUUCUGGGCAACCAGCCGCAGCUCUUGCAGGGCCACUCUCUGCACAGCACAGGCCGCCCCUCCCGCACGUUUGCGGGGCUGGCCUUCAGCCGGCGCGCGACCAGCGCCAGCAAAGCAGCCUUCACAGCGGAGCUCAUGCGCAAGUCGCCGCUGGCGGUACCGCUCCAGCGCGGUCAGGCUGUCCUCAUGGUUCACGUGCCAGUGGACACCCGGCCCAUCAUUCCGGGCACCUACACCGUCACGGUCAAGAUGGUAGGGGGCCCUGUGUGGGGGGCUUUCCGCGGUCGCACCAAUUUGGUGCUGCAGGCGGGCGGCUAUCCCACCACCUCGGACCCCUCUAACCUGGCAUGUGCUUAUGUGGUCUCAGAGCAGUGCGCCAGAUCGGUGGGCCCCAAGGGGGAGCCCCAGGCCCCCGCAGGCCAGGGCAUCACCAACCACAUCUUUGCCUGUGUGCGGGGCCCCAUCUGGGACCCGCAGCUCUCUCACCUGCACUGUGCCAAGUUUGAGAUGCCCGGUGAGGAGCCCAUGCAGGUGGAGGUCCGUGGCGCCCCCCAGGCGGCUGGGACGGCCACGACAGCUGCGGCAGGCAGCCCUACUCCGGCUGCAGCUGGGGUCACCGACCUGGGUGGCAACACCUUGGGUGGGGUGCGGCCCGCGGCUGCCAUGGCGACCGCAGCGGACAUCGUUGACCACGUGGGGGACGUGCAGAUGCAGGAGGCAGCGGGUUUGGGUGACGCGGCGGCUGCAGCUGGUGGCGCCAGCGGGCCAUACAGCGGGGCCCCGCCCCCGGUGCCAGUUCUGGUGGCGGGGGGAAGCAACCGUGCUGCUGCGGCUGCCCUGCGGGCCGCGCUGCAGCAGCAGCCCUCUUCACAGCAGCGGGUGGCAGCGGGAGGGCUUAGCGGGGUCCAGCCGGUGGCAGGCGUGGGGGGGCCGCCAGCGGCCAGGCCUCGCCCUGCCGGUGCUGGGCCGGCUGGCGUGCAGCAGCAGCACAGUGGCGCUCCCGCGCCACGGCCGCCCUUGGAUCAGCAGGCAGCCGCCGGGCAGGAGCAGGAGCAGACCGCUGUGAUGCGGCGGUACUUGGCCGAGCUGGCGGACCUCAAUCUCCAGCAGCAACGGCGGUUACAGCAACAGCAGCAGCAGGAGCUGCAGCGCCAGGGGCAGUCGCCCAGGCCCCGGACCAGCUCCCAGGUUGUGGUCCUGGCCACGCUGGGGGGACAGGACGGGGCGGGCGGUGGCACUGGCACGGCGGCGUCACGGCGUGGGCAACGUGUUGACAUAGUUGACCACCUCUGGUGGCGGGGGGAAGCACCGGUGCUACCGGGUACCCGUGCUGCUGCGGCUCCCCUGAGGGCCGAGCGGCAGCAGCAGCCCUCUUCACAGCAGCGGGUGGCAGCGGGAGGGCUUAGCGGGGGGCAGCCGUCGGCAGGCGUGGGGGGGCCGCCGGCGGCCAGGCGUCGCACUGCCGAUGCUGGGCCAGCUGGCGCGCAGCAGCAGCCCAGUGGGGCUCCCGCGGCACAGCCGCCCUUUGAUCAGCGGGCAGCCGCCAGGCAGGAUCAGCAGCUGGCAGCUGCCAUGCAGCGGUACUUGGCCUACAUGGCGGACCUCCAUCUCCAGCAGCAACGGCGGGUACAGCAACAGCAGCAGCAGGAGCUGCAGCGCCAGGGCGCCACCGUACCGGACUGGGCCGUCUGCCGCGUGCCGGCCGGCCGUACCGCCGUCCUGGCACAGCUGCGCGAUGAGUUCACUGGCUGGUGGCGCCUAUACUCAGCCCAGCCUGCAGACACGCCCCUGCCUUCCGACGUGACGGAGCAGCUGGAUGACGCCGCGCAGCAGGUGCAGACGGCCUACAUGGACUACGUGCUCCUAGACGCCCGCACCCUGCGGUCCGCUAAGCGUGGGCCGGCGGACCCCGGCGGGGCCAGCGGGCCCAGCCGCCGGCAACGCCAGCACCGCAGCCGCAGUACCUCCAGCCUCAUGAGCCUGGGCAGCGCUCCAUUGCGCCCCGGCGGCGCCAGCUCAGGCGCCGCUAGCAUGAGCACCAGCAGCGGCGGCGCGCCCCCCAGCCAGGGUGGCGGCCGCCGCGGCAAACGCCACAGCAGCAACAGCAACCGCAACCGCCACGGCGCUGCCGUGGCCGGUGCCCCGCAACUUGCCAGCCUCCUCGCCCAGUUCAGUCUGGUGGACCCUUGGGCGAGCAAGCGUGGCGGCGCCAAGGGCUACACGCAUCCGGCCACGCCCAAGCCGGCCACUCCCGCACGCCUGGAUCGGUGGUAUGUCAGUGCCACCGCGGCGCCGUGGGUGGUGGAUGUCGCUCGCACGUAUGGGGCGCCUGGGGACCACAACGGUGCGCUGCUCACCCUGUCCUUGCCCGACCUGCCACAUGCGCACCGGGAGCAGUGGCGCUUCCCCACGUACCUGCUGUUUCACCCGUCGCUGCGAUUGGAGCUCGAGCAGCGCUUGGAGGCGCACGUUGCCGCAAAUCCCGUGGCCAGUACAGGUGACGGCGCUUGCACGCAAUGGGAGGCGGACAAGUUCUUCUUGCGGGAGGCCGCCACCAGCAUCCACCGUCGGCAUGCACGCCAGACCCGGGAUGGGCUGCAUGGCGUGGUGCUGGCCGCAGACGCGGCCGCUGCCCUGGCCGACCGGCCGGGUGCCAGCACCGCGCAGCGUCAGGCUGCGGCCAUGGCCAACUUGGCGGGGAGGGAGGAGCGGGCAGCUGCCGCAGCGGCCAGCCACAAUGCCCGCGCUGCACUGAUGGAGGAACAUGGGGAGCGGGGCACUCGCUGGUUCCAUCGGCAGGCUGACGAGCCAGCAGCCGGCGCACAGGAGCCCAUCACGCACUUGAAGGUGCCGGGGCAACCGGCGCCUGUGGCGCUCACGGGGCCGGGCACGCGCAACACUGUCUCCGCAGCCGCCGCAGCCAUGUACAGCAGCACCAGCCCCACCGGCCUGUUCCGCGUGCAGCCUGUCUGUACGGUGUCGCAGCAACAGCUUCUGGCGGCCAUUGACCGCAAGGUUCCGGCGGAUCUGCAGGCCGCCGCAGAGGGGUCCGGUGACGGCGCCCUCAGUGAUGCCGAGCUGAUGGCAGCGCUGGCUGGCUCCGCCAAUGGUAAAGCGCCUGGGUCGGACGGGGUCCCGUACGAGGUGUACAAGGUUUUCUGGGCGCUGCUGGGUCCGCGCUUGUGUGCUGCUGCUGCCGCUGCCUUUGCUGCCGCUGCAGACGCCCGCGAUGGCGGUGCAAUGGCGGCGGCGCUGCCCGCCUCCUGGCGGGAGGGCAUCAUCACGCUCAUCUACAAGGGCAAAAGCCUGGACCGCGCCGAGCUGGCGUCCUACCGGCCCAUCACGCUGCUCAAAUGCGACUUCAAGAUGGUGUCCAAGGCCGUCAGCGCCCGCCUGCAGCCCGCCCUGGAUGCAGUUGUGGGUGAGCUGCAGACCGCGUUCAUCACCGGCCGCUGGAUUGGAGACAACGCGCUGUACCUCCAAGGCCUGAUCGAAUGGAUGCGCCUGGACGUGGGCGCGGACGGCACGCCACGGCAGGGUGGUGCGCUGUACUUCUUGGACAUUGAAAAGGCGUAUGACCGGGUGCACCGGCAGUGGCUGUAUGCGUCCGCGGAGGGACUUGGGUUUGGGCCGCGCAUGCUGCGCUGGAUCCGCCUGCUCACUGCCAACGGCUCUGCCCGCGUGUGUGUGAACGGGAUGCUCUCUGACGCCUUCCCGGUGCUGAACGGCUUGCCGCAGGGCAGCACCGCCUCUCCACCCCUGUGGGUCAUCCAGAUGCAGCCACUGACGUCCUUUCUGCGGCGGCAGGUGGAGCAAGGGGCACUGCGCACGCCCUUGUUACCCAGCGGCGAGCAGGCACCACCUGCUGCCCACCACGCUGACGACACGACCCUCACGGCGCGCGACCCGGCGGUGGACGGGCCGGUCCUGAUGGCGGCAGUACAGCUGUUCUGCCGCGCGUCCAACGCCCGUGUCCAUCCGGACAAGAGCAAGGCCAUGGGCCUUGGCAGGUUUGCGCACCUGACGGGCCCUUGCCCACACACGGGUGUGCCGUUUACCACUGGCGCCGUGACGCACCUGGGUGUGCCCCUGUCGUGGGACUCUGAUGCGGCUGCAGCUGACUUGUAUACCCGGCGGGCUCGCGGCAUGGCGUUUGUGGCGCGACUGUGGGCUGCCCUGUCUCUGACUCUCGUUGGCCGUGUGCACAUUGCGAAGCAGGUGCUGGCGGCGAAGCUGGCCUACCACUUCAGCUUCCUCAACCCGUCGCCUGCGCAGCUGAAGGAAUUCACCGACCUGGUGGACCACUCUGCUGCGCGCUCCAUGCACGCUGGGGACGCCAGUCUGGUGUCGCACGGGAACCCGCUCCUGCUGCCAAAGCGGGAAACGGCCUGUCUGCCGUACAAGGAUGGGGGUGUCAAAGAUCUCGGUCUGGGUGUGCUGCUUCUCGGUCGGCGGGGCAAGGGGAGGCACGUGGGGAACUUGGUCGCAAUGGGUCGCACGACAGGUGCUUAUGUGUGGUCUCGGUGGGAUGUGGGUGGGGUCUCGGCCACGGGUCUCGCGCCGGCUCACACUCUUGCACAGGCAGUGUUCUAGGGCCCGAUGUAGAGACAUGGCGGCUAGGCCAUGGAAAAGAACACCAGAACUGUCACACGGCGCAUGUAGGGGCAUCCUAGGGCAUCUCCCCAGCCACCAGGAGGCCUCUGGACAGGCCCGAAUCAGAAGCAGCCAUUCAUAUGACACCAUUCGGGAAGCUUUCGGGUUCACAUCGUCAGUCCCGGUGAGCGCGACUUUGUCAGAAAGUCCCGGUGAGCGCGACUUUGUCAGACAAUCAACCGGCGCGGCGGAACGCUCUGAGCCCCAAUCCAAAGGCUCAACGUAUGUUAACGAACAAUAUGGGGUAUUAAUGUGUCUAGGCUGAGUCGGGAUGUAGGGAAUUCGUGCGGUCGCGGCACUGAGUCCGACCGGUUGCAAGGUUUUUCAAAAUUUUGAAAAUUCACAAAUUAAAGGCUAAUAAGACAAACCCACAAGUGCAUUGCGUAGCAAACUUGCGACAAAAACGGAAGCUAAAUCCAGAACCUCGCGAAGACGCUCGCGUCCAUAUUUGCUCGCAAUGGGCACCGCCUGUAAAUGAUUUUCUUUCUCCGCACUUGUAACGGGCACGCCAAGAAACUUCGGAAAACUGUUGAAGACGGGCUUCGGUCUGCACGAGUUCGCGGCUCAUUAAUCGCGCUAUUGAGGAAGUAGGGCAAAACAAUGAAAUCGCGCUCCUGUGGCGAGCUCGUAAAACGGGCGCGACUUUGGCGGUCUGUGUAACACGGCCUACCCGAUGCCAUCGAGCCCGGUUCUCCUCGGCGGCUAUUCGCGAUAGUACUGCAUGUGACCCAGGGUCGGUUUCAAAGGUCCAUUUCGUCCAUAUACCCUGGCAGCAUAAAGGCGGCCCCGGUACGGGGGCCGCUGCUAGACGUCUGUGUUGUGGGUUUGGAUUUGGUUUGGAUCUUGUGGGGUCCGAAAUCGUCGCUGGCGCUCGCUCUCGCUCGGCAUUUCAGUUUGAGUGUACGCUACAAUUACGUUGCGUCUGAAGAAUUAAUUCGGGAGGAUAACAAUGUGGAAUUUACUCGGUGGAAAAU